GUUAUCUGAUUAUAAUCAUUGCUUUUAUUGAGAUAAGUUUUAUUAAAAUUGAUAUUUUACUUUCUUACAGAAAAGAAUGUGUUUCUUGGCACAAAGAAUGGUAGAAAAUUUCGUCAAUGCCCCUUCUGCAAUUAUAUGACCUAUCAUGGUGGACAUUUAACCACUCAUCUACGAACUCAUACUGGAGAGAAACCAUAUUCAUGCGAAAUUUGUGGCAGACGUUUUUCACAAAAAAUUGGCAAGAUGCAACAUGAAGUGAUUCAUUUGAAUAAAGUUCCGAAGAUCAGAGUAUCAAAGGAAGAAUCGAAAAAAAUUUGUAUAUGUUCUUCAGAUGUAUUCUUCGUUGCUCGUGAACGGAAGUACAAGAUUCAUUGUUGCUCUUACUGCUGCUACACUACAUUUAAUACUACCCACCUUAAGAAUCAUGUUAGAACUCACACUGGAGAAAAACCAUAUGUUUGUGACUCUUGCGGCAAAAGUUUUGCAGAGAAGAGGAAUUUGAGAACUCAUGAAACCACUCACACAAAGAAACACUCAUAUUUGUGAGAUAGUUUCUGGCUCUUGGUGUAAAAUGUGUUGCAUAUAUAUAUAUUUUAAUAGUUAAUGUUGUAAGAUUUCCAAUUUUUCUUUUGUAUCAUUUUAUACAAUACUUGAUUAUAAUUUUUAAAAUAUUAAAUGCAAAUUUAUUUAUUUUCAUAAUUAUUCACUUAUAAGAAUUAACUGUUUGUGUUUACAGAGUUGUUCUGGAAAAAAACCCUAAUAAAUUUAUGUUCUUUAAACAAUAAAGUUUUUAUAUUAAUAAAUUUCUAUUACAAUCAUCAAAACUAUGUGUUUUUUAGAAAGUUGUUUCUAUCACUUGCUUGUCAUUGAAUAAUUCAAUUCAGUUUUCUGACAAAAUAAUGUUUGCUAUUGCAAUGUAUUCAUUCAUUAAAAAAUAUGAUUUUUAAUAUUAAAUCAAUGUUUUUUUUUCUUUAAAAUAUGCCAACUCUUGUUAAUUAAGAUAAUCAUUAAAUGUUACAAAUUCUGGAAAAUUCAUAUUUUAAGACAUUUGAAUGAUUUGACAUAAUGUUAAAACCUAAAUCAUAUGUUUUAUAAUUAUUAAUUAAACAUCUUAAUAAGUGUUAAGAAUAAUUAUCAUUGAUAAUGCACUUAGUUUGUUUCUAAUAAAUUAAUAUUCAAGAAAUUAUUGCUGUGGACUUAAUAAUUUAGACAUUACAUAAAACAAAGUGCCCAACUUUCUGAAAAGAAUCACUUUUUAUUUAAAGUUUUCUGAAUGUU
Parasteatoda tepidariorum (common house spider) is the source of this 1278-nucleotide messenger RNA. The record is from RefSeq and is a predicted model, not a curated record. Lineage: Eukaryota; Metazoa; Arthropoda; Arachnida; Araneae; Theridiidae.